GAGCCACUGGUGGGUGUGAACCGCCGACCUUUCGGUUAGCAGCCGAGUGCGUAACCAUUGCACCACCAGGGCUCAUCUUUUAGUGUUAAGGACCAUGAAAAAAAUGAUUUAGAAGUAUUUUUUUUUCCUUUUAACUCUCACAACAGCUCUGUUAAAUUUUACUCUUAUUAUCACCAUGUUACAAAUGGAGAAAUUGAGGCUUAGGGAGAAUGAGUGAUUCGCUCAGGGCCUCCUAGCUAGUCCAUAAUUUGAUUCAGGACUUAAACCCAGCUCUUUUCUCACUCCAAAGUUUGUUUUCCUAACUACGGCACUCUAAGAAAACUGCUUUUUGUUUUAAAAGGUUUUGUUUAUUUACUUGUUUUUUUAAAUUUUUUUUAUUUUUAAGGAAUGCUACCAGAAAAGCGCUGAUAAUUUGGUUAAAAUCUCAGUCCAGGAAGAAAUGCCUAAAAGAGCCACUUGAUUUACUUCCUGUCUUUAUCCGUUCUCAGUUUGAAGUAUUAGUUUAAGAACCUAUCUGCCCAUAGCAGUGUAUUCUACUUUGGCACAAAAUCAGAUUCUCUAACUGCUUCACUUGUGUCAGUUGUCCCUGAUUUCAGGAGAUAGUGCCAAACCAUUCCUCUCGUGUGUUCUCAGCCCUGAAACUACCAAACAAGUUUAUCCAUUAAGUAAUGCCAGGAAUUGGUUAGCUUCCUGGAAACAGAAUUUGUCAACCUGAUAAACCAGCUCUUAUAAUAGCAUCGUCCUCUCCAGAAUUAGAAAUGGUUUCUCCAGUCACGCUUGUCGAUUUGAUUUGGAAGGUGGUUGUGUGUGUGUGUGUGUCUGGUUUAAUAUCCAACAACUGAAAUCCUCAUUUCUAAGGGUAGGUACAUUGAUACUGAAAACGCUAUGCAUUCUGCUCCUAGUUUGCUGGAUGCACCUUAGAAAACACCUAUCUAGUCAUAAUCCUCUUUCUGUUUAUCCGAUUUACUGUUACAGUUGGCCCAAUUAAUUUAAUAUGUGUGUUAUACUUAAUAAUACAUAUAAGCCAAUUUAAUAUAUAAGCCAGUCUUCCUAGUUGAGAUGCUGUGAUCUAGUUUUUAAACCUUGAUUAAGAAGUUAAAAACAAAACAAAAAAAUAAGCAAAUUUGCUUUAAGGAGCCUAUAGGGUAAUUAAUAGAAAAUAUAUAAUAAUUGGUGAGAUUUAUGUAUUUUAAUUUUGACAGAUAUCUUUCUAGAGGUAUCCACUUCUUCCUCAUUCAUUAUUCCCUUUACCAUGUGCUUUCAGUAGUACAGCUAUGUGACUCUCAUAUUUUGAAGUGGAAUUAUAUGGGAGACUACUUUAUUGUUGCUUUUCCUGCAAGAUUUAAAUUUAAUUUCACUUUUCUGAACAGGAAAAAAUCUCUUCGUAGGAACCCUUCUCCUUCCUUUCCUGCACCCCCUCAAAGGGCAAAGGGGGCACCUGAGUACAUUUGGUCUAGGAAGCGAGGAGACGCAGAUAGCAUGGGAGAAGAGAAUGGAGUGAUUCUGCUUCCUAUACUUCAUACUGUUCUUUCCUUUCCAAGGAAUAUUAGAGUAUUUCCAAGAGCAAUGAUGAUAAAGGGCAGGAGAUAGGCACUCUCCUUGGGUGGAGUCUUUAGUACGUUCUUCUUUUAAGGUGUGCCCCAAGUGAGUCACUUGUCACCACAGCGAAGUAUACCAACUUAUCCCUCAUGUUCCCUUCUAGAUCAGCAGAUUGUUUUCAACUCUUAUUGACACAAAAAAUAAACAAUUUAUUUAUUUUUCAAGUCUGUUCAGUGCUGUCUGGGUGGAUAAGGACCUUUUGAAGGACCUAGGAAAAUUUUGCAAAACAUUGCAUUGGGCUGAUUUGGCUUCUGGGUUUUCGCCAGCUGUCCUUAAUACAUGAGAACUCUAAUACUAUAUGCUGUUUCAAGAAAAAGAGAUUGAAAGUAAUGCCACUAAGGCAGAGACAUUGCAUUGCUUGGUCAGUAAGGGUAGAAAAACAAUAGAACUGUCUUUUGACUUCCCUCUGGGAAGCAGAGAGCCUAUAAACUUGUAAUGGGUUCGGGGUAUUUAGAGGCUAGGCUUGUAAAACAACUUCUCUUCAAAACAGCUACAUGAGGUCCUUGUUUGAUACCUUUUAAAAUGUGCUUUCGUACAUGUGAUGCUUUAAUAGGUUUAUGCUGACCCUGUCCCAUAAUCAGCUCUCUACCAACUCAUCUUUUCAUUCACUAUUCUACCGUGCUGUGCUGAAUUGUUCUUCACAGCAACUUCUCAUCUCUUUCCUCGCUGAGUUUUUCUGGCACUGGACAUAUUGCUCUGCUUGAGCGUGCGACUGUGCAUGCAUGCACACGCACAUCAAUUAGUAAAUACUGGUGCCAGAAAUCUGAUUGGGGAGCUGUUAAGAAUCCUUUAAAAUUCAAAUUGACAUGAUCUGACCUCAGUUAUCUGCUUUCAGAGGCAUCAAAUGCAUGUUAUAGUUGCAGGGUCUGUCAUUUCACUUGGGCAGAAUUCCUGAGUAUUAGUCCUAUAAUCUGUGCAAGUACUUUUGCUGGUCUGUGUUUAAGUAUCUUAGCCCAUGUGUUCUCUUUUACUGCAGACGAACAAGAAGCGUUGGACUCGAUCAUGAAGGAUCUGGUGGCUCUCCAGAUGAGCCGACGUCCCCGGCUGCCUGGAUAUGAGACCAUGAAGAACAAGGACACGGGUCACCCAAACAGGCAGAAAAAGCACAACAGCAGCAGCCCAGCCCUUCUGAACAGCCCCACAGUAACAACAGGCUCAUGUGCAGGGGCCACUGAGAAAAAGAAAUUUUUGAGUGACGUCAGAAUCAAGUUUGAGCACAACGGGGAGAGGCGAAUUAUAACAUUCAGCCGGCCUGUGAGAUAUGAAGAUGUGGAGCACAAGGUGGCAACAUUAUUUGGGCAGCCUCUCGAGCUACAUUACAUGAACAAUGAGCUCUCCAUCCUGCUGAAAAACCAAGAUGAUCUUGAUAAGGCAGUUGACAUUUUGGAUAGAAGCUCAAGCAUGAAAAGCCUUAGGAUAUUGCUGCUGUCCCGGGACAGAAACCAUACCAGUUCCUCUCCCCACUCUGGGGUGUCCAGGCAGGUGCGGAUCAAGGCUUCCCAGUCCGCGGGGGAUAUAAAUACCAUCUACCAGCCCCCUGAGCCCAGAAGCAGGCAUCUCUCUGUCGGCUCCCAGAACCCUGGCCGAAGCUCUCCUCCCCCUGGCUACGUGCCUGAGCGGCAGCAGCGCAUUGCCCGGCAGGGGUCCUACACCAGCAUCAACAGUGAGGGGGAGUUCAUCCCAGAGACCAGCGAGCAAUGCAUGCUGGAUCCUCUGAGCAGCGCUGAGAACUCCUUGUCAGGAAGCUGCCAAUCCUUGGACAGGUCAGCAGACAGCCCGUCCUUCCGGAAAUCACGAAUGUCUCGAGCCCAGAGCUUCCCAGACAACAGACAGGAGUACUCGGAUCGGGAAACUCAGCUCUACGACAAAGGAGUCAAAGGUGGAACCUACCCCCGGCGCUACCAUGUGUCUGUGCACCACAAGGACUACAAUGAUGGCAGAAGAACGUUUCCAAGAAUACGACGCCAUCAAGGCAACUUGUUCACCCUGGUGCCCUCCAUCCGCUCCCUGAGCACAAAUGGCGAGAACUUGGGUCUGGCUGUGCAGUACCUGGACCCCCGCGGACGCCUGCGGAGUGCAGACAGCGAGAACGCCCUCUCUGUACAGGAGAGGAGCGUCCCGACCAAGUCUCCUAGUGCCCCCAUCAAUUGGCGCCGGGGGAAGCUUCUAGGCCAGGGUGCCUUUGGCCGGGUCUAUUUGUGCUAUGAUGUUGACACGGGACGUGAACUUGCUUCCAAGCAGGUCCAGUUUGACCCAGACAGUCCUGAGACCAGCAAGGAGGUGAGCGCUCUGGAGUGCGAGAUCCAGCUGCUGAAGAACUUGCAGCACGAGCGCAUCGUGCAGUACUAUGGCUGCCUGAGGGACCGCGCUGAGAAGACGCUGACCAUCUUCAUGGAGUACAUGCCCGGGGGCUCGGUGAAAGACCAGUUGAAGGCCUACGGGGCUCUGACGGAGAGCGUGACCCGCAAGUAUACCCGGCAGAUCCUGGAGGGCAUGUCCUACCUGCACAGCAACAUGAUUGUUCACCGGGACAUCAAGGGAGCCAACAUUCUCCGAGACUCUGCUGGGAACGUGAAGCUGGGGGACUUUGGGGCCAGCAAGCGCCUGCAGACCAUCUGCAUGUCAGGGACGGGCAUGCGCUCGGUCACUGGCACUCCAUACUGGAUGAGUCCUGAGGUGAUCAGCGGUGAGGGCUACGGAAGGAAGGCAGACGUGUGGAGCCUGGGCUGCACCGUGGUGGAAAUGCUGACAGAGAAGCCACCUUGGGCAGAGUAUGAAGCCAUGGCUGCCAUCUUCAAGAUUGCCACCCAGCCCACCAACCCUCAGCUGCCCUCCCACAUCUCUGAACACGGGCGGGACUUCCUGAGGCGCAUUUUCGUGGAGGCCCGCCAGAGACCUUCGGCCGAGGAGCUGCUCACACACCACUUUGCACAGCUCGUGUACUGAGCUCUAGGCCACGCUGCUGCCGGCCGCCCCCUGCUACAUGGGCAAGGGGCUGCUGGGGGCUCAGCACAAUUGCUGCUUCUCCCAGGCAAGGCUGUGGACCCUAGAGCUACAGUCCAGCCAGCGUUUGCUGGGCCUCUUCUGUCCCAGGGCUCAGAGCCAGGGUGGGGGCCGCAGACUCAAGGACUGGGAGCCCCCAGUCUGUCAGACCAGAGGGCUCCAGCGCCCUGAGCUCAGCCUGGAUUGGAGGGGCCAGGAACCAUGUGCGAGGCGACCAUGGGCCCCAGCCUCGGAGUUGUGUCCUGACACCGCAGUCAGCACCGAGGCCCUGAGGUCUGGGGCACAGGACUGAUGCAGGGUGUGAAUAGUGUUAUUUUCAUUCAGAGUGUUACUUUGCUUCUGGAGGCCACCAUGGGCAUCUCGAGCCCACCCAAGCCUGAGAUCAAGUCCAGUAUUCCCCCAGCCAGUCGAAGGCAGAGGCUGGGCUGCCCUCUCCCCUCGGCCCCCAGGCCAGCUUUGCCAGUCCUGUCCUUUACCAAAGAUGAAUGAAGCAAAUGUUAUGCUGCCUUAUUCAGGGAAGGAGGCACCUGUCCUGCCUGCCCCUGUGCCCCCACCCCCGCCAAGCAGGGGCCUGAGAUGUGGAAUUGCCCCUGCUGAGGGGGGAGACCUGGUUUUGUCAAUGCAAUUUUGUCCGUUUUACAAGUUGGAAUGACUUUUAUGCUGUACCCAGUUUCUAAACUGGAGACCUUGUGUGCCCUCUGGGCUCUGAACACCAGUCGUGGGCUCGAGCCUUGGGCUGGACAAGAUGCUUGGCCUGUGCUCCUGGCCUGGUGUCCGUUGCCCCACUGGAGCAGAAGAAAGGUGGACAACACAGGGCGGGCCUCUGACCUGGGGGGCUGCAAGUCACGACCCUGCUGGGCCAGAGCCCUCUCCAUUGGGCAGAAGGGCAGGGCCACGUGCUGCCGCCAGCUGUGUGCAGACCGCCAGCUCUGCUCCUCCUUAGCCAGCCUGGCCUAUCCCCAAGAGGUCUCAGCCUUGUGCCCUUCUUGCUCCUCCCCUGGGGGAGGGAUGGCAACAGGGGUUGGGGAAACAGUAUCUCCAAGCAGCUUAGAGUUGGCCAUAUUUACCUCAGCCUGGGCGCUGGUCCUUUCUUCCGGCCCCUCCCCUCCAAAAUGUGCCUAUUGCUAAAGCUCCUCCCUGUCGACACUCAGUUUCCUUGGGAGUUGUCAUUAAAGAGAAAAUAAGCCAGUGCCCAGGGAAGGGCGUCUCUAGGGAGUUGAGGAUUAGCACCAGGCAGCUCAUCGCCAGCCAUGCCCACUUCCCCACGGGCACCCGAACAAGCCAAAGCCUUCGUUGUAUGUUGACGAUGCACUUUUAUGAAUGUAGUUUCUAUCGCUGUUUUUAGCCUUCUCACAUCAUGUAAUGUGAGGCCUUGUACUUGUUAAUUUAUAUCUCAGAUCAUAUUUGAUGGUUUUUAUAUAUAUCAAUUCUAGACUGUUACAGGUGAUGGACGCCUCGAGAGAGAGAAGAGAAAAUGAAAGCAGCUGGUUUUGCAGAAAUGCAUGGUGCCACCUGGGCCUGGGCCCCUCCAUUCCCACCCCACCCCCCACUCCAGGGGCCUCUGUCAGACACCCCCAGCCCUGCCCUCUGAAGACAGUGAGCACAUGCUCCUGCCUCCACCUAGGCCCUGGCCCAGGGUGGGGACCGGCCCCUCCUUUCGACCACAGCUGCUUUGCCGCAGCUCGGCCUCUCCGUGACCCCGCCCUGAUGGCGGUAGCAUUCUUCUUGGCCUGCACCCCCACCCCAGUACCGGUGCCCCAAGAGGAAACAGCGUGGUGCUGGCUCUGACAAGACGAAAGGACUUUGCGUGUCCUGGGUUCAGGCUCCCACAGAGCCCCACCCCUGGGGUCUUACCUCACAGGGACUGUGUUCUAAAAAUGAAUUUGAAAAUAAGCCAACAAACCCUGCUCUCCAAAACAAAAACAACAUGAUUUUUUUGUGCCAAAAACUGUGGACAUGCUGGCUCAGCAUCCUCAGGACCAAGCUGUUGCUUAAUUUUAAUUUAUUUUUUUUUUAUUAAAUAAUCCAGAUAAAAAGUUGUGGGGCCCUAGGAUGGCCUGGGCCCAAAGGUUCUGAAGUGCACUUUCCUAACAGCCCCCAGGCUUGCUGUGGGAAGGGGCCGUGCUGCCAU
Messenger RNA from Trichechus manatus latirostris (Florida manatee), 6733 nucleotides. It is a transcript of the gene MAP3K3, whose product is annotated as mitogen-activated protein kinase kinase kinase 3. NCBI's taxonomy places the organism in Eukaryota, Metazoa, Chordata, Mammalia, Sirenia, Trichechidae. Gene Ontology annotation, molecular function: ATP binding; protein kinase activity; protein binding. The transcript has 16 exons. Bases 2602 to 4545 code for a protein of 647 amino acids. Gene Ontology annotation, biological process: protein phosphorylation. The record is from RefSeq and is a predicted model, not a curated record.